Molecule: messenger RNA, 6249 nt
Organism: Dama dama (fallow deer)
Lineage: Eukaryota; Metazoa; Chordata; Mammalia; Artiodactyla; Cervidae
Product: ATP-binding cassette sub-family C member 4-like
Exons: 32
Coding region: 436-4389 (1317 amino acids)
Biological process (GO): transmembrane transport
Cellular component (GO): plasma membrane
Molecular function (GO): ATP binding; ATP hydrolysis activity; ABC-type transporter activity
Source: RefSeq, a predicted model, not a curated record
CUUCCGCACUUUGCAGCCACGGGCGCUCCUGGGAGCUGGGCUGGUUGUACCCCACAGUCAGCCUGCCUGCCUGCCUUUAUCAAAGAGCUGGUAGCUUUGCCUCCCACCUGCGUGGGGCUUCUGGAAGCAUCUUCCUGGGUGUCUCUUGGUCCAGCAGCCCCACACGUGGCACACUGCAUCCAUCCUAUGCCUGUGGCAGACCUGCACAGAGUGGGUGCCUCAGAGGUGGACUCUGGAGGGUGCUCAGUCCUGGGAGGCGGGACCUCAGGCACAAAGGGCGCUCCGCUCUCAGAAGCAAGUGUUCUCAGGCUCCUGCCCAGUGGACCUGCCAGGUGGCCAGUCUCCAGCAUCCCUGCCGGCACCUCCAGGAGCAGCAGGAGUUCCACCGCCGCCUAAGCAGGGCGACCCCGGUCUGUGUCCCCCUUGGCUGACAAGAUGCUGCCCGUGUCCCCGGAGGUGAAAACCAACCCGCUGCAGAAAGCGAACUUCUGCUCGCGCCUGUUUGUUUGGUGGCUAAACCCCUUGUUUAAAAUUGGUCACAAGCAGAAAUUAGAACCAGAUGACAUGUACUCAGUGCUUCCAGAAGAUCGCUCCCAGCACCUUGGAGAAGAGCUGCAAGGGUACUGGGAUCAGGAAGUUAAGAGAGCCCAGAAAGACGCACAGGAGCCUUCCUUAAUGAAAGCAAUCGUAAAGUGUUACUGGAAAUCCUAUUUAAUUUGGGGAAUGUUUACAUUUCUUGAGUCGAAGGUGAGAAUCGGGAAUGUGCAGAUGAGAGAAUUCCUUGCUGGUGUCUGCCCGCACCUGUGUACACAUGUAGGGUCGGCUCCCGGGAAUGGCUGCCACCAGGAAGGCACGAGAGUAGUUCAACCCAUAUUUUUGGGGAAAAUGGUUAGUUACGUUGAAAACUACGAUCCCACCGAUUCUGCUGCUUUGCAUGAAGCCUACGGCUACGCAGCAGGGCUGAGCGCCUGCGUGCUCGUGUGGGCCGUUCUGCACCACUUGUACUUCUAUCACAUGCAGCGUGUGGGGAUGAGGCUGAGAGUAGCCGUGUGCCAUAUGAUCUACCGCAAGUCACUUCGCCUGAGUAGCUCGGCCAUGGGGAAGACCACCACAGGCCAGAUAGAAAACCUGCUGUCAAACGAUGUGAACAGGUUUGACCAGGUAAUGAUGUUCCUGCACUAUCUGUGGGUGGGGCCCCUGCAGGCUAUUACAGUGACUGCCCUACUCUGGAUGGAAAUAGGAAUGUCGUGUCUUGCUGGGAUGGCGGUUCUCAUUAUUCUUCUGCUUUUGCAAAGCUGCUUUGGAAAGUUCUUUUCAUCACUCCGGAAUAAGACCGCAGCUCUCACAGAUGACAGGAUCAGUACCAUGAGUGAAGUUAUAAGUGGCAUCAAAACAAUAAAAAUGAAUGCUUGGGAGAAGUCAUUUAUAGACCUUAUUUCCAGAUUGAGAAGGAAGGAAAUUUCCAAGAUUCUGAAAAGUUCCUACCUUAGAGGAAUGAAUUUAGCAUCAUUUUUCGCUGUCAGCAAAAUUAUGAUUUUUGUCACCUUCAUCACCAAUGAUCUCCUUGACAACCAGAUCACAGCCAGCCAAGUGUUUGUAGUGGUGACACUGUUUGAGGCUCUGCGGUUUUCGAGUACCUUGUACUUCCCCAUGGCUGUCGAGAAGAUGUCAGAGGCCAUUGUCAGCAUCCAAAGAAUCAAGAAGUUCCUGUUACUUGAUGAGAUACCACAGCUCAACCCUCAGCUGCCAUCAGAUGGUGAAACGAUAGUGGACGUGGAUGAUUUCACUGCUUCUUGGGAUAAGGCAUCAGAGACCCCAACCCUACAAGACCUUUUCUUUACUGCCAGACCCGGUGAACUGUUAGCUGUGGUUGGACCUGUGGGUGCAGGAAAGUCGUCACUGUUAUGCGCUGUGCUGGGGGAGCUGCCCCCGAGCCAGGGGAAGGUCAGCGUGCACGGGAGGAUUGCGUAUGUUUCUCAGCAGCCCUGGGUGUUCUCAGGAACUGUGAGGAGUAACAUUUUAUUUGGGAGGAAAUAUGAAAAAGACCGAUAUGAAGAAGUAAUAAAGGCUUGUGCUUUGGGAGAGGAUUUACAGCUUCUGGAGGAUGGAGAUCACACUGAGAUAGGAGACAGAGGAACCCCGCUGAGUGAAGGACAGAAAGCCCGGGUCAGCCUCGCCAGAGCCGUGUAUCAGGAUGCAGACAUCUACCUCCUGGAUGAUCCAUUCAGUGCAGUGGACGUAGGAGUCAGCAGGCACUUGUUUGAACAGUGUAUCUGUCAAACCUUGAGGGAGAAGAUCACAAUCUUAGUGACUCAUCAGUGGCAGUACCUAAAAGCUGCAAGUUGGAUUCUGAUAUUGAAAGGAGGCAAAAUAGUACAACGUGGGACUUAUCUUGGGCUCCUGAAAUCUGGGGUAGAUUUUGGUUUCCUUUUAAAGAGGGAUGAGGAUGAACCAUCUCCAGAUCUGGAAUCUUAUACCCUGAAGAAUCAGUCCAGACCCUUGAUGAGAGGUGCUGCUCCAGAGCUCCAAGAUACUGAGAAUCUCUCUGUCACACUACGUCUAGAGGACCAUGUGGAGGGAAAAGUUGGUUUUAAGACCUACAGUGAUUACUUCACAACUGGUACUCACUGGUUUAUCUUCAUCUUCCUUAUUCUAGUAAACAUCGCAGCUCAGGUUGCCUACGUCCUGCAGGACUGGUGGCUUCAGGAUUGGGCAAAUUUACAAAAUGCCCUGUAUUUGGGGGCAUAUGGAAAAGAAGAGAUAAUUGUGAUACUCAGUCUGAACUGGUACUUAGGAGUCUAUUCAGGUUUAACUGUAUCUACCAUCCUUUUGGGCAUCACAAGGUCUCUGUUGAUAUUCUACAUCCUUGUUAAGUCUUCACAAACUUUGCACAACAAAAUGCUGUGGUCCAUCUUGAGAGCUCCAGUAUUGUUCUUCUAUAGAAAUCCAAUAGGAAGAAUUUUAAAUCGUUUCUCGAAAGACAUUGGGCAUAUGGAUGACUUGCUGCCCCUGAUAUUUCAAGAUUUCAUCCAGACAUUUCUUCUUGUGAUUGGUGUGGUGGGCGUGAUGGUGGCUGCGGUUCCUUGGAUUGCUAUACCUGUGAUUCCCCUUGGCAUCAUUUUCUUUGUCCUCCAGUGGUAUUUCUUAAGGACAUCACGAGAUGUGAAACGCCUGGAAUGUACAACACGGAGCCCGGUGUUUUCCCUCUUAGCAUCUUCUCUGCGGGGACUCUGGACCAUCCGGGCAUACAAAGCUGAACAGAGGUUUCAGGAGCUGUUCGACGCAUAUCAGGAUUUACAUUCAGAGGCUUGGUUCCUGCUUUUGACGACAUCACAAUGGCUCGCUGUGUAUCUAGAUGUCAUCUGUGCCAUCUUUGUCACUGUUGUUGCCUUUGGGGCCCUGAUUCUGGUAGAAACUUUGGAUCUCGGGCAGGUUGGCCUGGUGCUGUCUCUCACUGUCACACUCACGGGGAUGUUGCAGUGGUGCAUCAGGCAAGGUGCCGAAGUGGAGAAUAUGAUGAUUUCAGUAGAAAGAGUGAUUGAAUAUACAGACCUUGAGAAAGAAGUGCCCUGGGAAUAUGAGUAUCGUCCACCACCAUUCUGGCCCCAUGGAGGAAAGAUUGACUUUUAUCAUAUUAACUUCAGGUACAGCUUGGAUGGGCCUCUGGUAUUGAAGAACCUGAGAGCACCCACUGACCCAAGAGAAAAGCUUGGCAUUGUAGGAAGAACAGGGGCUGGAAAAAGUUCCCUCAUCACUGCCCUUUUUAGAUUGUCAGAACCUGAAGGUCUUGUUUGGAUUGAUGGGCUCUGGACAAACAAUAUUGGACUUCACGAUUUAAGGAAGAAGAUGUCAGUUGCACCUCAGGAACCUGUUUUAUUCAUUGGAACAAUGAGGAAAAAUUUGGAUCCCUUUAAUGAGUAUUUGGAGGAGGAACUGUGGAAUGUCUUAGAAGAGGUACAACUUAAAGAAGCCAUUGAAGCUCUUCCUAGUGAAAUGAAUACUGAAUUAGCAGAAUCAGGAUUGAAUUUGAGUGUUGGACAGAGACAACUAGUAUGCCUUGCUAGGGCUAUUCUCAGGAAAAAUCAGAUACUGAUUCUUGACAAAGCCACAUCCAAUGUGGAUCCAAGAACUGAUGAGUUAAUACAAAAAAAAAUUCAUGAGAAAUUUGCCCAGUGCACCGUGCUAACCAUCACACAAAGGUUGAAUACCAUUAUUGACUGUGAACGGAUACUGGUUUUGGAUUCAGGGAGACUGACAGAAUAUACCCGACCAUAUGAUUUGCUGCAAAAUGCAAAUAGCCUGUUUUACAAGAUGGUGCAAAAACUGGGCAAGGCAGAGGCCUCUGCCCUCACUGAAAGGGUAAAACAGGUGCACUCUGAAAGGAAAUAACCAGAUAUCACUCACAGUGACUGUGUGGUUAUGAAUAUUAUGGAUGACAAGUGGACAACCCUCAGCCUUCACAGUUUUUGAGUCAACUCUGUGAUUCUACCAUGAGUUCAUGUCUAUUCCAAAGGCAUUUUUCCAAUAGGUUCCUGCACUGCAUAAAUUAUAUUAUACUUUUUUUUACACCAGCAACAGAUAUUUACAUAUUACAAAUAUUAAUCUAUAAUUUUUUCUCCAACUUCACUCAGUGGAUUAAAGCUCUUGAAAAAGGAUUUGUUAUGUUUAUUUAUAUGUAAUACUAUUUUCUUUUUUUAUCCAGAUCAGUGGUGCAGGCCACCAAUAAGAGCUGGUUUUGUGUCUUGAGAGAUUCUGGAGCCAAACUCAUUUUCUAAGAUUUGAGACAAAGUUCUCACAGAUGUUUUUUUUUUUUUUUUUACUGUUCCCAGAAUUAUAUAUUACUUUCUAAUUAUAUUAGGGAUUCUUGAAGACUGUGUGAUGAUGCUGUUUUGUAUCACCACUUUCUUUAAAAGAACUACAAUCCAUUUUCCACUCAAAGACCUCUGGUUAAAAUACUACAGAGAAAAAUAAUAGGAAAAACAUAGAGUAAUGUAGUUUAAGUGACAUUAUAGGAGAGAGAGUUGUCACCCUCCAAAAAACAUAUGGUUAAAAUACAGAAGGACAAUGUUGUACAUUCAUCUCCUGUGUCCCCUGCAUUGCAGGCAGAUUCUUUACCACUGAACCAUUGGGGAAGCCCUCUAAAAGAGAAGAAAGAGAAAAUAUUCUUUAUCAAAGUAGGAACCCUUUCAGGGGAUUUGCUAAUGAAGGACAGACAUGUUCUAGACUGUCUUCUAGAUAGAGGAUUUUAUUUUUUACAUUGAAAAAAUUGUGGUAAAAUAUGUAUAACAUAAUAACCAUUUUUAAUCACACAAUUCAGUGGCAUUAAUCACACUCACAGUGUUGUGCAGCCAUCAUUGUCUGGGUAGCUUGAUAAUUAUGUGCUUCCUAUUCAGUGUGUUAUUUCUACAGAGUCAUUUUGGUAAAUUUCAUUUUUAUUUUCUUUUUUUUUAAAUUUCAUUUUUCUAGAAGUGGAUCUGUUUCCUGUGAGUUUUGAGCUUGAUUGGCAUAAAUUUAUUCACAAUAUCUUACAUGUUUAAUCUCUGCAGCUUCUCUGUGUUCUUUGGGCUUUUAAUUUUCUUUGAACCUUCUCUUUUUUAUGAGUAAUCUUGUAUAACUUUUUCCUGUUUUCAAAGAAUCAACUUUUUGCUUGAUUGAUGCUCUGUUUUUCCUUCUAGUUCAUCAUAUCAUUCUUUCUUUCUUUCAACUUUUCCUUUUUGAGAUUCUUUUUUCUCUAAAUUCUUAAAUUGCAAACAGAUUAAUAACAUCAUUAUUUUUCUAACCUAAGUAUAUAAAGCUGACAUUUUUUCUGAGAUCCACUUUAGCUACAGCCUACAAGUUUUGAUACUGACACCAAUCAAUAGCCAAAGUAUUAUGUAUUUUCUAAUUCCUAAUUUAAUUCAUUAACUAUAUCUUUUACCCAUGAGUUAUUCAUAAGUAUAGUGUUCUCUAAAUUUCAAAUGCUAAUGGCUUUUUUCUAUUAGAUUGAACAUGUGGAGCUGCUAACAUUCAGCCUUUUAUAUAAAAUGGCACUUUCAUGUGUUUCAACAUAAUAGUUUUCUUUUAUUAAUAUAUAACUUAAUUUUUUUUGGUCAGACAACAUUAGGUUGUGGAUUUUAAACCAAAGGUAAUGAUAUUCACACAAAAAGUCCUUGUUUCCACCAUUUUGUAUUUUAUUUGGGGGUUUUAAAGUGUUAUAAGUACAUGUGUAACCAGUAAUUUUCAAAUAAAAGUCCUCCCUGAGUACUGGAA